CUUUCAUGGCCCCAGAAGGCACUACAGAUAUACAAUUGUUCAUUUGCUAUCAUGCGCAAUCUGGGAGCUUUAAAUCAAUGAUUAAGAAGACUAUCCUCAGUCAUUGGGCAUUAAGAAGAAGAAGGAAGAAAAAAAAAACCACUUGUAAUAUUUGAGAUGGGAAUCUGCAUAUCCUCUGCAUCUUCAGAGAUUCAUGGCUCUGAAGCCCAAGAUGACCAUGAAAACGUGACAGUAUUUGAAGGAAGUGUUGAUCCUCUUGGAGCUAAGAGACUUGGUUCUGUUUAUUCUAAGCAAGGGAGCAAGGGACUUAACCAAGAUGCUGCAGUUCUCUACGAGGGCUAUGGAGAGGAAGAUGGAGCAUUUUGUGGAGUUUUUGAUGGGCAUGGAAAAAAUGGUCAUGUGGUGAGCAAGAUUGUGAGAAACUGCUUGCCAUCACUCUUGCUAAGCCAACAGCAUGCUCUGGAAAAGACGAGGAUUGCAGACGAUCCCGAUACUCGAAUUCAAUCUCGAAACACAGAGAGUCAAUUUGCAGUAAACAAAUGGAGAGAGGCUUGUAUCAGUGCUUUCAGGGUUAUGGACAAAGAAAUAAAGCUUCAGGAGAACUUAGACUUUUCUUGCAGUGGAACCACAGCUGUAGUUGUCCUAAGACAGGGUGAAGAUCUAGUCAUAGCUAAUCUUGGUGAUUCAAGGGCAGUGCUAGGGACAAUCACUGAGAAUGGCAUCAGAGCUGUUCAAUUAACUAGAGAUUUAAAGCCUGGGAUACCUAGUGAAGCAGAGAGAAUAAGGAAGUGCAAUGGCAGAGUGAUAGCACUGAAAGAAGAGCCACAUAUCCAGCGAGUUUGGCUACCACAUGAAGACACUCCAGGCCUAGCCAUGUCAAGAGCUUUCGGAGACUUCCUACUUAAAGACUACGGCGUAAUCGCAAUCCCAGACAUCAACCAUCGCCAACUAAAUUCGAAUGACCAGUUUGUUGUUAUUGCAACUGAUGGGGUGUGGGAUGUGCUUAGUAACAAUCAAGUUGCAUCGAUGGUGUGGGCAGCGGAAAGUGAAGAAACAGCCGCAAAGGCAGUGGUUGACGCCGCUGUCGCUGCGUGGAAAAACAGGUUUCCCUCUUCAAAGGUAGAUGAUUGCACUGCAGUAUGCCUAUUCUUAAAGAACAAGAAGCAGUAGCAUGCCUUGCCUACAGACACUUGGGAGUAAUAAGAUUGAUGGUCUUACUUGUCGAACAUGGGCACUUUAUUUUGAUGCAAACUGAAGUCAGUCUCUUGUCAAUCUCUCAACACUAUUUAAGAUGAAGAAGCAGUCGACCAUAUGAUUUGUAGCCACAUAUACACAGCAGAUAUAUAAGCAGAGAACAACGUCUCGUUGACAAA
Molecule: messenger RNA, 1373 nt
Organism: Tripterygium wilfordii
Lineage: Eukaryota; Viridiplantae; Streptophyta; Magnoliopsida; Celastrales; Celastraceae
Product: probable protein phosphatase 2C 72
Exons: 5
Coding region: 157-1170 (337 amino acids)
Biological process (GO): protein dephosphorylation
Molecular function (GO): protein serine/threonine phosphatase activity
Source: RefSeq, a predicted model, not a curated record